CCCAACCGCGCCGUGGAAUAUCUGCUGGAGCUCAACAACAUCAUCGAGAGCCAGCAGAAGCUGUUGGAGACCCAGCGGCGGCGGAUCGAGGAGCUCGAAGGGCAGCUGGAGCAGCUGAGCCGAGAGAACCGGGACCUGCGGGAAGGGGACAGAGAGCGGGACCGACACCGAGACCGCGAGCGGGACCGAGACCGGGACCGGGACGGGCAGUACCACCACAAGGAGAGGGAGAGCCACUAUCAGAACCGCACGGAUCGGGACGGGCAGUACCAGAACCGGGAAGGCCAGUAUCCCAACCGCGAGAGCCGGACGGACCGCGAAGCUCAGUACCAGAACCGAGCCGAGCGGGAGAGCCAAUACCAAAGCAGAGCCGAGCGGGAAGGGCAGAACCAGUAUCAGCAUCGGGACAAGGAUCGAGAUCUACAGCACUAUGGAAACCGGGAUGGGCAGUACCAGAACCGGGAGAGCCACUACAAGGAGCCCUGCCAGUUGCAUCGAGACCGGCCGCCGCAGUGCCAUCAGACUCGGGAGAAGGAGCAUGAGUAUCCUCGACCAACCCGGGAAAGGGAGAGGGGGCAGCUGAGCCAUGGGGCGUCGCGGAGCUCCAGUCCUGGAGCAGGCGGUGGCCACAGCACCAGUGCCAGUACCAGCCCAGCCACCACGCUGCAGAGAAAGUCGGAUGGGGAAAAUUCAAGAACUGUCAGUGUGGAAGGAGACCCUCCGGGAAGUGAAGGAGGUACUAUAGUGGACAGCCUGGGCAGCCAGCCGUACCGGUGUGUCCCUGAGGUGACCAAGGUUGAGCACUACGAUUUAGUGCCAUCUUCCUCCUCCUCUGUCUGUCACACUCCAUCACCAGGUCUUCCGUGGGCCCAGCGAGCUCGGCUACAGCCAGCCAGCGUGGCGCUGAGGAAGCAGGAAGAGGAGGAUAGCAAACGAUCCAAGGCGCUGUCAGACAGCUAUGAGCUCUCAACGGAUCUUCAGGACAAAAAGGUGGAGAUGCUGGAGCGGAAGUAUGGGGGCUAUUUCCUGAGCCGGCGGGCAGCCCGAACAAUUCAAACAGCCUUUCGCCAGUACCGCAUGAACAAAAAGUUCGAGCGUCUAAGAAGCUCAGCAUCAGAGAGCCGUAUGUCACGGCGCAUCAUCCUGUCCAAUAUGCGGAUGCAAUAUUCAUUUGAGGAGUAUGAUAAGACCCAGAAUGCCCCUUACUUUGAAGGCAAACCUGCCUCGCUGGAUGAGGGGUCCAUGGCUAGUGCUCGACCUCAUCUGCUGGAUCAUGGCCUUCCCUAUGGUGGCUCUUGCCGGGCUGGCUUGGAUGGUGGCUCACUGCAUUCCUCUUCUGGAGGCUUCUGCAAUGACAUCACAGAGCUUGAGGAUUCCUUCUCCAAGCAGGUGAAGUCCUUGGCAGAAUCGAUCGAUGAAGCCUUAAACUGCCACCCGCUUGGCCAGGAGGGAGGGCCCAGUGGCCCCGCUUUGGAGAAAAGUGAAUCCAAGGAGCAGCAAGGCGACAGUGCUGCCACUUCGUUCAGCGAUGUCACGCUCUAUCUGGACGAAGGCGCUCCCACAUCACCCCUCUCUCUGGAGCGCCCCCCCAGCACUGAGCCCCCAGAGCCUACUCCGGGAGUACCCCUCCCACCCCCCCCACGGCCAGAGUACUGGGGGGCGCCCCAGCGGGAGGACAGCCGGGAGAACGGGGGCGGGAGCCGGCGCAGCACACCUUGCAUGGAGUGCCGGGACUACCGCCUUCGGGGCGCUCACCUGCCCUUGCUCACAAUCGAGCCUCCCAGUGACAGCUCAGUGGAUCUGAGCGACCGUUCCGAUCGGGGUUCAGUCAACCGGGGGCUCAUGUACGAGCAAGAUGGCUGCAGCCCCCAUGGUACCCUCAAGCAUCCUGGCGGGCCUGCCCGCUCCCCACACCCGCACCGCCACUAUCAUCCCGAGCAAAGCCAGCCCCCCCCACCUUUGCCCAUCCCGCCCCCUCAGGCCCCAGGCCGCCUGCCUCCCCCUCCUCUGCCGGACAACUCAGAUGGCGACAACGACAGCCUAAACAGCCCCACCAACUCCAACGAGACCAUCAACUGCAGCUCAGGCUCCUCUUCGCGGGACAGCCUGCCUCUCAUGACACCACUGCUACAUAAAAUUAAAGCGCUUCUUUGGAAACAGACUUUUUUUGAAAGUGGUCAGUGUUCUCUAUUAACACAAAUGAGAGGAAAAUGGGUGUUGGAUAAAAGUGAUUUCAGGCAUGCACGUAUACAGGCUUCUUCUCAUCCCAUUGGUAGGAAACCAGAAAAGGGGAUCCAGUAUCUAAUUGAGAGAGGCUUCUUGUCGGACACACCGGUGGGCGUGGCCCGGUUCAUCCUGGAGCGGAAGGGGCUGAGUCGGCAGAUGAUUGGAGAAUUUCUUGGCAACCGGCAAAAACAAUUCAACCGAGAUGUACUUGACUGCGUUGUAGAUGAGAUGGACUUCUCCAGCAUGGACCUGGAUGAUGCCCUGAGAAAGUUUCAGUCACACAUUCGGGUGCAAGGCGAGGCCCAGAAGGUGGAGCGUCUCAUUGAGGCCUUCAGCCAGCGCUACUGUGUAUGCAAUGCCCCACUGGUGCGCCAGUUCCGGAACCCUGACACCAUCUUCAUCUUGGCUUUUGCCAUCAUCCUUCUCAACACCGACAUGUAUAGCCCCAGCGUCAAGGCGGAGAGAAAGAUGAAGCUGGACGACUUCAUCAAAAACUUGCGGGGGGUUGAUAAUGGGGAGGAUAUUCCCCGUGACCUCUUGGUAGGGAUUUACCAGCGGAUUCAGAGCCGAGAACUGCGCACCAAUGAUGAUCACGUUUCUCAGGUCCAGGCAGUGGAGCGCAUGAUUGUAGGCAAAAAGCCGGUUCUCUCUCUGCCCCAUAGGCGCCUGGUGUGCUGUUGCCAGCUGUAUGAGGUCCCCGACCCCAACCGGCCCCAGAGGCUUGGCCUACACCAGAGGGAAGUCUUCCUCUUCAAUGACCUCUUAGUGGUGACAAAGAUUUUCCAGAAGAAGAAGAUCCUUGUGACCUACAGUUUCCGUCAGAGCUUCCCGCUUGUUGAGAUGCAGCUACAGCUCUUUCAGAAUUCCUAUUACCAGUAUGGGAUUAAGCUACUCUCAGCUGUCCCUGGUGGGGAGAGAAAAGUCCUGAUCAUCUUCAAUGCCCCCAGUCUGCAGGAUCGAUUGCGCUUCACAAGUGACCUGCGGGAGUCCAUCGCUGAAGUGCAAGAGAUGGAGAAAUACCGUGUGGAAUCGGAGCUUGAAAAGCAGAAAGGAGUAAUGCGCCCCAAUGCCUCUCCCUCUUCCGGGCCCAAGGACACCGUGAAUGGCACCCUGACCCGGAGCAGCCUAGAGGAUGCCUACACUGUGGGAGAGGGGCUGAAGAGAAGUGCCCUCAGUAGCUCCCUGCGUGACCUCUCUGAUGCUGGCAAGCGGGGCCGCCGUAACAGCGUGGGAUCCUUGGACAGCACAAUUGAAGGGUCUAUCAUUAGCAGCCCACAUCCCCAUCAGAGGGUGCCGCCGCCACCUCCUCCAGAGGAAUACAAGCCCCAGCCUCGGCCCCCCUCGAACUCGUCCUCCUUCCUGGGCUCCCUUUUUGGCAGCAAGCGCGGGAAGGGCCCUUUCCAGACACCCCCCAGCCAGGCCUCGGCGUCCUCCUCUUCAGCAUCUUCGUCCCACCAUCACCUGCCCCAGCACCACCCGCAUCACAGCCACCCCUCCCUCCCCGAUGGCCAGUCCAAGCUGCAGGCCCUC
Python bivittatus (Burmese python) is the source of this 3756-nucleotide messenger RNA. The record is from RefSeq and is a predicted model, not a curated record. Lineage: Eukaryota; Metazoa; Chordata; Lepidosauria; Squamata; Pythonidae.